UUGACCACUUCCCAUCCGGCCCCCCUGUACAUAAAUGGCCAGACAGGAGCAGUGCAGGAGCGGGUUGCCGUUCAUAAAUGGCGCCUGCAUUUACAGCCUGUGUGCGCUCCCUGGGAGCACCGAUCGCUGUACGGGACCUCUGUGUAAGGUCCCGAUCAUGUGAUCACUGAUUGGCAAAUCAGUGAUCGCUUCUGACAUAAUUGCUUACUACGUGUGAAAUCUGUGAAUGAUUACAGAGAUCACAUGGUACAGGGCCAUUCACAGCAGUCCUGUACCAUGUGACAAGCUGUGACCAAUCACAGAG
Staurois parvus is the source of this 304-nucleotide messenger RNA. The record is from the annotation of a GenBank genome assembly. NCBI's taxonomy places the organism in Eukaryota, Metazoa, Chordata, Amphibia, Anura, Ranidae.